Phytophthora sojae is the source of this 4351-nucleotide messenger RNA. RefSeq lists its product as hypothetical. Gene Ontology annotation, molecular function: microtubule binding. Gene Ontology annotation, biological process: microtubule cytoskeleton organization. The record is from RefSeq and is a predicted model, not a curated record. The transcript has 11 exons. The coding region runs from base 1 to 4260 and encodes 1419 amino acids. Gene Ontology annotation, cellular component: cytoplasmic microtubule. Lineage: Eukaryota; Oomycota; Peronosporomycetes; Peronosporales; Peronosporaceae.
AUGGAGGACACCGCGGCGCUGCUGGGCUCUUCGGCCAUCAAGCAGCGCUUGGCCGGCGUCACGGGGCUCCUGGAGCAGCUACGCAGGCAGGACGCGGCCCCCGAGGCCUCGGCCACGCUCAUCCCGCACGUGCUGACCUGUCUGCGCGACCACAACUCCAAGAUCGCGCUGGGGGCGCUGGAGAUCCUGCAGCUGCUGGUCUCGCGCGUGGCCGAGAGCACGCUGCGCUCGUACUUCAAGCUGCUGUGGCUCAGCCUCGUAGAGCGGCUCGGAGACAGCAAGCUGCCCGUGCGCGAGAAGGCCGUGGACGUGGUGGUGGAGAUCUCCGUCGUCCUGGACGUUAAUACAGUGCUGGACAAGCUCAAGGGAUGCAUGGGCCACAAGAACUGGCGCACCAGGGAGCAGAGUCUUCAUGCGGUUUGGAGGUGCCUGGAGCGACAUGAGCUGUUCAAGGAGAAGCAGGACGAGCUGUUGGACGAUGUGCUGAAGUUGCUGGGAGACUCGUCGAAAGAUGUGCGGGAUGCGGCGAUUACUGCGUUGGAGAAGUUUUACAUGUAUAUUGGGGCUUCGUUGCUGAGUGAUCUGGAGUAUAAGAAUAUCCGUUCCGCGCAAGUGAAGACGUUGACAGAUAGGUUCGAGCGGAUUCCUGUCCGUGGCAAAGAGAGCCACUCCAUUACGCAUACGGCGCCGUCGUACGAUGAUCGAUCGAACCAGGAUUUUGACGACGACGCUGCACAGGACAAUGCUGCCCCCCAGAAGUAUUCCUCAAUCUUGUCGUCGUACGACUUGCAAGUCUCGUCGUCGUCAUCUUCGAUCGCUAGGUACCUGGCAUCUGUUCGUAGCCGAACAAUUAACGAAGCGAAAGCUGUGGCUCAUGUGUCAGGUGAUGGCGACCGGUCUCCUUCACAAGCAUCGUCAACAAGUAGUAAAGUCGUCCAGGAUUUCAGCACGGCAGGUACAUUUGGCUCUGGCGGGGGUGACAUUUCAGAGAAGGAAAUUCAAAAGCAGCUGGGAGUGAUUUUUGACAAGCUUAAUCUCGACAACAACUGGGAUAAGCGUGUCGACGGGCUGAAAAUGCUCCAGAAGCUGGCGAAGCGAUGCGGCAGUGCGUCAAAUAGCGGAGUGCUCCCAUUCUUAUCACAGGGUCUUCGUCCUAUUCGAGAGCGUCUUUGUCAGCAAGUGAGCGACCUACGAUCGUCAGUGUCCCGAGAAGCAUGCCAAACGAUCCAGACACUCGCCAAUAGUCUGCGUGAUGAGUUCAAUGCCCACGCAGAGAUUUGUCUUGGCAAUCUAUUGAAGGCGACAUAUGUGACUAUCCAAGUCAUUUCGACUUCGGCAGACACGACGAUUCGGAGCAUGAUUGAAAGCACCAGCAAUGGUUAUGCACGCGUGAUUCCGAAGUUAAUUGAGUGUGCCAAGUCUCGAAACCAGGUGCUUCGAUACAAUGCGGUGUGCUACUUGACGAUGACGCUGCAGCGAUGGAGUACAAGUUUCCUGAGCAAACACUCGGAUAUGUUUGUGCCGAUUUUGCCCGCUCUUUUGCAAGAUGCGCUGGGCGAUGUGCGCGCUCAGUCGAGAAAGUGUUAUUGGGCUUUUCACCACCUCUUUCAGGACGAGGCUGAUGGCGUAUUCGCUCGCUUAAAUGGAACGACGCAAAAGAACUUGAAGGAUGAUCCCUCGAAAUUUGCGGCGAAAGCUGCACGCCAGACGGAGUUUAGCUCGAUGGAUGCUCCAGCUUCCCAGGCUGUCGAGGUCGUAAGGUCAGCACUUCGGACGGCCAACGCAAUUCAUCCGUCCAGCGAUGCUCCGGGUGCUUCAAGCUCAGUGACAUUUAGCGAUGAACACCUGAGUGUGCAGCGCGUGCCAAGUUCUGGGGAUUUGGUUUCUGAAAAGUUACCAAGACGGGUUCUCGGAGGAUACUCGGGUUCAGUUGGAGACGAUGCAGCUCAAGACAAUCUGCAGCCUUCGCGAAUGCUAUCGCAGGGGCCGAUGCGUGUCGGGAGAGUUAAAACUCCCGUACCCAAGGAGAAAUCUACGUCGGCGAAUGAUAGGAAGAAAAGUGCCCCAGCGGGCCCUCUGCGGGUUUGGAAUGCCCCGCCGAAGCCAUCGCAGGCACCCAGCACGGCAGUGGAAAGUCUUUACACGUCGAGACAGGAGCCAUCGACUGCGAGCUUCCACACCAGCUCGAAGAACCCGACCUCUAAAGCGCAACGAGUUCAACAUGCAGCUGAAGCUCAAGCCCCAGUUCCGAUGGAUAUCGACGACGCACAGCCCAGUGGCCCAAAAAGAUUUCCUGUUGCAUCAAUCCCUUCGCCGACUGCGUCUAAUGCGUCGAGUUCAAGAACGAACAACUCGUCAAGGGGUGACUCAGUUGACAUGAAGUCGAAGCCAGCACGCACUGCACCAGUAAAGUCUUCAGAACGACCUAAGGUAGCGCAAUUGCCCGUCCUCGAUGAACUUGAGGAAGCACUACGGAAUAUUGAAAGCAGGUCCUGGUCCACCAGGCUGGAGGCUGCCGAGUACAUUGGUAAAAUCCUCCUGAAACGGCUGGAUCAGAUUGACAACGGUGCACGUGGAGAUUACAAGGUGGACGGCCGAAUUCUGACGGUAUUUAUCAAGCACUUGAGUGACGCGCACUAUCGCGUCUCACAGGGAGUUUUGAAGUAUUUCCUGCCACUGUUAAAGCUAUCGAGCGACAACCAGCGCCUUCUUCCUCACCUGAAGACGGUUCUACCGAAGCUGUUUCAAAAGUAUAUUGACACGAAGGAAUCCAUUCGGGUGAUUGCCAAGGAGAAUCUGGAGUAUAUCGCUUCGGCGAUCGAUAGCUCGACGCUGGCCGCUCUGGUGAUAUCGAUGCUUGGAGACGGCAGUAACAUGAAGGUCAAGGCCGCCAUGUGUCAUUAUCUGCGCGAUCUGCUACCUGGGGCUGGAGAGUACUUGAAGCAUGGAGCCAACAACAGCCACAUGAGGUCGUUUUUGCUCAAGCUUGCUCUCCUCAUGGACACGGACGUCCCCGUUUCCAUUUCUUCAGCUUGCGGUGAGCUUGUGUCGAUCGCCGCGCAGCUGUAUGGCCCUGAGAUGGAGGUCGCUCUGGGACUUCUGCCCCCGUCAAAGCGUUUGGUGGUUUCUAAGGUCCUGAAGUCCAAGAAAAUCGUCCUGAACUUCAGCAACACGCCUAGGCCGCCGCUGUCUUCCUCAGCGGCCCCGCACUCAGCAAGAUCGCGUGAUGGCGGAGACGACGACAACCAGGACAUGGAGCUCCCAGCACCGAAGCCGGAGCGGUGUCGAAAGCGACCAGAGUCACCGAGCGUGAGUUCCUCAAGUCCUGCUCGGCCAAGCAGCCAAAAGAGGAUCAACACGGCUGUGCAGAUAGCUUCCCCAGUACCUGUGGAGAGCCAGAGGACUGACGACCGCCCGAGCAGACCAGUACCAGCUAAACAACCCGACGAGAUCACCGGGAAGGCUACACUGUCAGGACAGCCAGCGCAGUCUACAGCAGUGUUUUCGUCGGCUGCAACCAGGACGAACAAGUACGACGUGCAGCUCGACGAUCUUCUCCUGCUCCUCGAGCAGAACAAUUUGUCCGAGGCGGAGAUCAAGCACACUCUCUACAAGACCUUACACUUCAUCGAAACAGAGUCGUCCGCGACCUGGGAUCGUUGCUUUGGCCGCUUGCUCCUGCUGCUGCUCGACGCUGCCACUGACAAGGACGUAUACGCGCUCAAGGUUCUCCAGAAACUGGUCGAAGCUCAACCUUCUCGAGCGCAAAUGUUUUUCGAGCUGCUUCUUCAGCGCCUGAUUGACGCGAUCGGUUACCAGGUGGACGUGGCUCGCCACUUGAUGGAGCGGAUUCUGCACGACCUCGUGAGCUUCGCCAGCGACCACCAGCAAACGCUGUCGACGCUGAUGCCGCUGGUUCCUCGCGUGGACGCGCCUGCACUUCAAGUGGUGCUGCGCCUCGUCAAGGUCUGCCUGCAAACCUGCGAGCGCAGCUCUGCUCAGAAUGCCGCGUUCCUGCGCCAGCCCGACGUGGCCAACAGCCUUAUGAGCGCUCUGACGCGGCGCCUGGACCACGCGAGCUCGAGCGUCCGCAAGAACGCGGUGGACUGCCUCGUGGCCUUCCACUUCGCGGCCAAAGAGGACAGCGCGAUCGUGCCCAAGUUCCUGGCAGCCGAGCUGGACGACACGCGGCGACGACUCGUCGAGAUCUUCAUCGACCGCGCCAAGGUGGAGCGCCACCCCGUCGGCCUGUCGACCUGAUUGAGAGUUGAGCGUCAUGCGAUUGAGACCUACCUAACCAGUAACUUAUUCGAUAACUCGGAGGUGCCGAGUUCAACACUGUGCCGUUGCU